AUGGCAUCGAGAAAGAGAGCAAGAACUGAAGACAUCCUUUCAUCUUCCAACUUACCUCCUUCGACAGCACCCAUGGAACCAGAUGCUCAACAAGCUCAUCCCAUAAUUCCUAUGUUGCAGAGCUUAUUCAGGGGGCAGUUGAUGAUUGUUUACAACCAGCAGGAGUUAGCUCACAACAAGCCAGUUAUAUCCAUGGAGCAAUUUCUGGAAAAGGUGGCUUGGCCUGAAGCUCAGCUUCCUCUGGUGAGAUCCCCCGAGGUUGUUCCUUCCAGUCCUGUACCAGCAAGGACAGAGCCAAGACCAGCAGAGCCACAACCUCCGGUAGCAGAUCCACCUGUUUCUCCUGAGGUUGAAAUACUAUCUCCUCCACCAGCUCCAUCGGCACCACCUCUGAUAAUCAUUCCCGAUGACUCAGCUGAUGAAACUGCUGCUCCUCCUGAUUCACCAUCAUGA
Messenger RNA from Glycine soja, 453 nucleotides. Its product is annotated as classical arabinogalactan protein 9-like. The record is from RefSeq and is a predicted model, not a curated record. The coding region runs from base 1 to 453 and encodes 150 amino acids. Lineage: Eukaryota; Viridiplantae; Streptophyta; Magnoliopsida; Fabales; Fabaceae. The transcript has a single exon.